GCCCUCUAAAUAAUGACGUGUCAAUCUCACAAUGGCCCUCAAGAAAUCAAGAGAUUUUCCACCGUUGGUUCGUCCUAACCACCGGUCACCGUGGGUAGUACUACGCAUUCAACAAAAUUACACAGCUCAGAGGAGAGAGAAAACCGGGCGUCAAUCAGAAGUAUACACAGAAAGAUUGUUCCUUUUCCCCGCCAAAUUCAACGCGGUGAUGCAAUCACCAACGUCAAAUUUCACCCUUCCCCCAAGCUAACUAGAGCCUUAGCGCAGCAACUGUUGCCAGUGGGUCCCCACAUUACCUAAUCCCUGAUUAAAAACUAAAAGCGGAAACUCAGUUCCUCAAAAUUUUUGCCGUCUAAGAUCAAAGCGUUUCCUGAUCGUUGUUUAUUGAUAGAAAUUAGACCCAUCUUGAGUUAGUUUUGUUUUAAUGCGAAUUUGGAUGAUGUUUUUGCUAAUUGGGCUUGUGGGGUUUUCUGGGUUUUCUGUUUGAAUGUUUAUGGAUUGAGUACUGAGGAGUGAGGAUGAGGAUUUGUUUAUGUGAAGGGUUUUGGUUCGGAGUUGAGGUUCUGAGUCCAUGGGGAGGAUAAAGCCUCAGGCAUUGUUAGUUCAGAGCAAAAGGAAGAGGGGACCAACUAAGAUAAGUGGCACCACCAUUCUCUUGUGCAACAUAAUCGUUUUGUUGAUUGUGUUGUCCUUGAUUGCCACUUAUAGGCAUUGGUCGAAGAGUUCUGGGGACCAAAAGGGUACUGCUGGGUCAUCAACUUUUGAGGAAAGCAAUCGGGUUGAAGAUUCAAAGAAGUAUGAUCUUCCUGGAUAUGCUGUUCUAAAUACAUCAAAAGGGUAUAUAACAGUAGAACUUUUCAAAGACAGUUCUCCUGAGACCGUGGACAAAUUUAUUGACUUGUGUCAAAAGGGGCACUUUAAAGGAAUGCAUUUCCACCAUGUGAUAAAAAACCGUGUGAUUCAAGGAGGGCAUUCCCAAGGGCUAGGAGCUGCUGAAGAUUGGACAUCAAAAGGGAAGCUUCACGGUCAUUUCUCUACAAGUGAGAAACAUGAAGCAUUUAUGCUUGGAACUCCAAAAACCAAAGAUGAUGGCAAAGGAUUCGAGCUAUUUAUCACAACUACACCAAUAGCAGAUUUAAAUGAUAACCUAUUUGUGUUUGGACGUGUCAUCAAGGGUGAGGAUGUAGUGCAGGAAAUUGAAGAGGUCGAUACAGAUGAACACUAUCGGCCUAAAUCACCUGUAGGGAUCAUUGACGUGACACUGCAACAUGAAAUCUGAGUGAUAUUUCUGAACUAUAUUAAAAUUAAUAUUUUGACUCUUGAAAUGCUGUUAAUAUUUUUCUCACUAAUAGUUCCAUACACCUGUACUUUUCUAGAAAAAUUUUGGUGUAACUUCCCCUACAGGUUUUUUUCUUAAAAAAAUCUUUUCUAGCAAAGGAAGAAUGGAAGGUGUAUCGCCUGAGGUAGACAAAUACAACUUUAAGUUGAUUCAUCCAUGUUCCUAAGCUUAUUCUGUGUAUGUAAUUUGGUCAAAAUCUUGAAGUACUUAAUUCUUCUAAUUUCGUUUUUCUUUUCCUCAUUUUGGUUGAUGAAAUGACUAUUUUUUAGUCAAACUAUAAAGAUGUGGUAAAUUAGAUAGAGAUGAUAGCAUCUAUUUUCUGAUUGCGUUAUUUUUAAACUAGUUAAGUUGGUCGGUGGAGGGAAUAGCAAUUAGUUAACAACACCUUUAGCUAGGUUCUAGCCAUUCAUUCCUUUUUUGCAACUCAGAAAAUUAAUGUAGGUUUGAAAG
Molecule: messenger RNA, 1789 nt
Organism: Rubroshorea leprosula
Lineage: Eukaryota; Viridiplantae; Streptophyta; Magnoliopsida; Malvales; Dipterocarpaceae
Source: the annotation of a GenBank genome assembly